CACAAGGUCAUUAAGCGGGGACAGUAAAGAAGCCAGGCUCUUGGUCAGUCAACUGUGUGGUAUAUGUUUCAGACUUUUGUGUCAACUGGAGCAACAACCUUGUUGGUACCACGUUUUCGUCAGCAACUCAAUCAAAAAUCUAACGAAAACUGAACGGGUCGCCACUCUACAUAAUGAAUGUUAGUUUAAGACCCGACCAUUCACUUCUCGACCCGAAUUUUGAGUCUUACAAACUCAGUCUGCUUAAAAUACCUAUUUAUGAGGCAAGUAGUCAAAAUGGAGUUUACUGCAAACCUCUCAACGAAGUUACUUCUAAACAACAUCUCAAAGCAUACAAUAAUAUUAACUGCCUGUGUGUUAAUCCAUUUGAUACCAGCUAUGUUUACUACAUGAGUACCGAUGGAUCUUUAGUGUCGAUGAAGGUACCACAGUAUCCACAAAACUUCAACCAAGGAACCAUUGUUUUCACACUUCCUGAUUGGUGUGAACCAUCUGAUGAAAAGUUUCGUAGUGUGUCGAUCCAGUUUCCUGCGCUAUAUUAUGUAUCUUUGUAUGAUGGUUUAGGUAAUCUAUAUCUCCUAAAGCCAGAUGUUCAACAAAGCAAUGAUUUACUCAACGUUGUUAGCAGGAUCCAACCUCCUGUACAUGAGAAAGAUAGUCAGCUAUUAGACUGUGUACUUAAUUCUGAUGACACUUCUCAUCAACUCUUUUUGGAUUGUUUAUUUGUUGGUAUUUCGAAAAAAUCUGAAGAAGAUCCCAUAUGUAGCGAUUCGAUUUCAACUUAUGUGACGUAUCUUGAAUGGAUCUCUUACAGCUCACCAGAGUCCAACAUGUCUUGGUCCAUAGUGCGGCACCAGAAAUUCCUUGCAUCUUCAUUUCCUGAGUUCGCUGCCUUCGAGGGUGAUUGUUCAGCACUGCAUAUUUGCUCAGAAAGAAAAUUUCAUGCUAUUUACGACUCCUGUAAUCCAUCUGUUCAUGAAAACUACCUUAAUAAAUAUUCUGAGUCUAAACAAAUGGAUACAGAGGAUACAUGUAUUGGACAGGAUCCCGAGUUUCUCGUAACUUGGACACAAACUGACGCCGAUGAAGAUAUCAAUCUUAGUUUGCUCAAUGUCAGUUUUACGCUAAAUGGUAUCACUCUCCCAUCUUCAUAUGAUUCGAAUAUUGUUUCUGUGGAAAUCAUUCCAAUCUCUGAAGAGUCAUCUAAACACCAGAUACUCCGCGCGAACCUGCACUCCUAUAUUCCAGUCACGAAAACUAAAAAAAUUAGUGACCGCCCUAUCAAACUGAUUGAUCAGAUGCUCUAUGAACCAGUAGAACCCAAUUCCUCGUGGACCUAUGAUCGAAAAAAUAACCGCAUUGAAAUACGCAUGACUAAACAGAAUUCCCAUUAUUGGCCCCGUUUGUUACUCGAUCCACAUGAAGAUAAAAUAUUAACUGGAAUGCACUGCUCACAUCACACUGAUCUGGAUGAUCAAAUGCGUGUACAAUCAGAUGGAAAGGCUGAUUUGACACCGAAACCGCCUUUCAAUGUUGGCCAGCUAGAAGAAGUUGAUUUCCCAAUGAGUGAAGAUGAAACUGAUCUUUUAUUACAAAGGUUCGACCAUGAAACUCUCAAGUGUACUCAUCAGGUAUGUGUGGGGAUUUAUUUGCCUCAUCAAAAUCUAGAGUGGUGGUUGAGUGCCCGACUCAUGGCCAUUCAAGCUACAAGCCCCUAUUUACUUCGACUCAAAAACCCUGUUAGUGUGACCAACCCUCUCAUAAAAGUAUGGUUCGAUGCGCGGGUACACAAAUCUAUGGGCUAGCCUAUUUAUCAGGACACCAAUGGUUGUUCAAAAUUCGUUGUGCUACGGGGAAACCAAAUGCUACUCACGCUUUCUGCAUCCGUCAUGAUGUAGAUGGGAUAGUUUGGUUACCACUAUGCCAGAAUACACUGACAGGAAGAGACCCAUGUGUAUGGAGACAUGUCUCAACUUUGCAAGCAUUUGGCUACGUUCUCGCCAGUAAACGUGAAAGUAGGUUUGUUUCUAGUCCAGUUUUAUCGGACGGAUCUCCACUAAAAUUUGUGGCAGUUGCAGACUUGACAAGGAGAAUCUACAUAUAUUGUCAGCCCCUAUCAAAUGAUUCUAAGGAUACAGAACUCCGGAGACGCACAACAGCUAACUCAUCUUCAGCAAAAAAGCAACAGAUUGUACAUGUCGCAUCACAACACGUAGUUACCCUACCAACUAAUGACCCAAUAAUUGGAUUUGUUGCUACAGACAAACCCUAUCCAUCGGUUUUGGUAUGCACACAGUCUACAUUGUACUUGUUAUCACUUGAUGGAUGAAAGCAAAUUACAUGCGUUAUCAGUUGUAUUUUUGCCAUAGUAAAUUUUACAUAAGAUUGUUAACAACGUUUCUGUUUGCAAAUCGUACGCUUUUUGUAAUUUUCGUGUAUUGAGGAAAAGUCGGUAUAUUGUGUUG
Molecule: messenger RNA, 2465 nt
Organism: Schistosoma mattheei
Lineage: Eukaryota; Metazoa; Platyhelminthes; Trematoda; Strigeidida; Schistosomatidae
Source: the annotation of a GenBank genome assembly